Messenger RNA from Trifolium pratense (red clover), 3285 nucleotides. RefSeq names its product FT-interacting protein 7. The transcript has a single exon. The coding region runs from base 132 to 3146 and encodes 1004 amino acids. The record is from RefSeq and is a predicted model, not a curated record. NCBI's taxonomy places the organism in Eukaryota, Viridiplantae, Streptophyta, Magnoliopsida, Fabales, Fabaceae.
UUCUCUCUCUCUCUCAUAACAUUCAUUAUUCAUUCAUUCUUUCACUUUUAACAGAACAAAACCUCAUUCACUUCAACUCAAAAAACCGUUACAAAACCUUCAACCUAAAAAAAAAAAAAAACGAUUCAUCAAUGGCGGAAGUUUCUGUAAGGAAACUAAUCGUCGAAGUCAUCAAUGCCAAAAACCUAAUGCCGAAAGAUGGUCAAGGAACGGCGAGCGCCUACGCGAUCGUCGAUUUCGACGGCCAAAGGAAGAGAACAAAAACGAAAUCUCGAGAUCUCAAUCCACAAUGGGAUGAGAAACUUGAGUUUUUGGUUCUUGACAAAGAAUCAAUGGUUACUGAAACGUUGGAGGUGAAUUUGUAUAAUGAUAAGAAAACUACGGGGAAGAGAAGUACUUUUUUGGGGAAAGUCAAAAUUUCUGGAAGCACUUUUGUUAAGUGCGGUGAAGAAGUGAUUAUUUACUAUCCGUUAGAGAAAAGGAGCGUUUUCUCUCAGAUUAAAGGUGAACUUGGAUUGAAAGUUUGUUAUGUAGAUGAGGUUUUACCUGUUACUGAAUCAGCCGGUGAUGAGAAGAAAGAAGAGAAAGUAGAGAAAACAGAAGAGAAUCCACCGGUAACUGAAUCAGCCGGUGACACUGAGAAAAAAGAAGAAAAUUCUGAAAAGAAGAAAAAAGAUGAAGAAAAGAAAGAAGAUACAAAACAAGAGGAAAAUCAAAAGCCAAAGGAAGAAACUCCGGCAGAGAAAUCUCCGACACCGGCUGUUACUCCGGCACCGUCACCGGAGAUAGUGAAUCCGCCUAUUGCUGAAACAGAGAAAGUGAAAUUGAAGGAGAAACAGUUCGAAGUUAUACAAAAACGUUCUGAUCUGAAUGUGAAUGAUCACGAGCUUCGAUCUCUGAGCAACGAUCGAAGCAGAAGUGCGGCAUACGAUCUCGUGGAUCGAAUGCCGUUUCUCUAUGUUCGUGUCGUGAAGGCGAAGCGAUCGACGAAAUCGGAAUCCGUUUCAACGCUUUACUCUAAGCUUGUGAUCGGAACUCACACUGUUAGAACAAAGAGUGAAAUUGAAGGUAAAGAUUGGGAUCAGGUUUUCGCUUUUGAUAAAGAAGGACUCAAUUCAACGUCAUUAGAAGUUUCCGUUUGGUCAGAAUCAGAAACAGAGAAGAAAGAAAACGAAGAGAUUCAGAAACUGAAAACGGAGAGUUCACUUGGAACGGUGUCGUUUGAUCUUCAAGAAGUUCCUAAAAGAGUUCCACCUGAUAGUCCAUUAGCACCUCAAUGGUACACUCUUGAAUCAGAAACCUCGCCGGGAAAUGACGUCAUGGUCGCCGUAUGGAUCGGAACUCAAGCGGAUGAAGCUUUUCAAGAGUCAUGGCAGUCAGAUUCCGGCGGUUUGAUACCGGAGACUCGAUCCAAAGUUUAUCUCUCUCCAAAGCUUUGGUAUUUGAGAUUAACGGUUAUCCAAACCCAAGAUUUACAGCUAGGUUCGGGUGGUUCAGGUCCCGAAGCUAAGGUUCGGCAUCCAGAGCUUUACGUUAAGGCUCAACUUGGCGCACAGAUUUAUAAAACCGGUCGAACCGGUUUACUCAGCUCGGCUAACCCAACAUGGAACGAAGAUUUAAUUUUCGUAGCUUCUGAACCGUUUGAACCGUUUCUUCUUCUAACACUAGAAGACGUUUCAAAUUCAAAAACAAUAGGCAGAACAAAAAUCCACGUGGCAUCCAUCGAGCGAAGAACAGAUGAUCGAACGGAUGUGAAGUCAAGAUGGUUUAAUCUUUGUGGUUCAGAGGAAAAUCAUUCUUACACAGGUAGAAUUCAUGUUCGAGUUUGUUUAGAAGGAGGCUAUCACGUGAUAGAUGAAGCAGCUCACGUGACCAGCGACGUUCGUGCUUCGGCGAAGCAGUUAACAAAACCACCAAUUGGUUUACUUGAAGUUGGGAUUCGUGGCGCAACGAAUCUUCUUCCUGUGAAAACAAAAGAUGGGACACGUGGAACAACUGAUGCUUAUGUGGUUUGUAAAUACGGUCCAAAAUGGGUUCGAACACGAACCAUUGUGGACCGGUUUAACCCGAGGUGGAAUGAGCAAUACACAUGGGAUGUUUAUGAUCCUUGCACUGUGUUAACUAUUGGAGUAUUUGAUAAUGGAAGGUUCCAGAAAGAUGCUAGAGAUGUUAGAAUGGGGAAAAUUCGUGUGCGGUUGUCUACAUUGGACACUAACCGUGUCUACAUUAAUUCUUACUCAUUGAUUGUUUUAUUGCCAGGUGGCGCGAGGAGAAUGGGUGAAAUUGAAAUUGCAGUUAGAUUUUCAUGUUCUUCUUGGUUGAGUUUAAUGCAAGCUUACAUAAACCCAAUCCUACCAAGAAUGCAUUAUGUUAAACCAUUCGGCCCGGCUCAACAAGAUGUUUUGCGUCAAACUGCUAUGAAGAUUGUUACAGCUCGUUUAGCCCGGUCUGAACCGGCUUUAGGUUUGGAAGUGGUUCAGUUCAUGCUUGAUUCAGACACUCACAUUUGGAGCAUGAGGAAAAGUAAAGCGAAUUGGUUUCGUUUGGUUAAUUGUUUGUCACGUGCGACGACGAUUUUUUAUUGGUUAGACGGAAUUCGCACGUGGGUGAACCCUUCUACAACGGUUUUAGUUCAUAUCCUUCUCAUAGCAAUUGUGUUUUGUCCUAAUUUGAUUCUACCAACAUUGUUCAUGUAUGGUUUCUUGAUUUUGGUUCUAAGAUUUAGGAAGAGAAUGAGGGUUCCACAAAACAUGGAUCCAAGAAUGUCUUAUGUGGAUAAUGUGAGUCUAGAUGAACUUGAUGAAGAAUUUGAUGGGUUUCCAACAAUGAGGAGUGUUGAAAUGGUUAGGAUCAGGUACGAUAGGGUGCGUGCUCUUGCGGGGAGGGCGCAAUGUUUGAUCGGUGACGUGGCAGCACAAGGUGAGAGAUUAGAAGCUUUGUUUAGUUGGAGAGAUCCUCGUGCUACUGGGAUUUUUGCUUUGUUGUGUUUGGUUUUGUCUUUGGUGUUUUAUGUUGUGCCUUUUAAAGGGUUUGUGCUUUUUGCUGGGUUUUAUUAUUUGAGGCAUCCUAGGUUUAGGGAUGAUAUGCCUUCUGUUUUUGUUAAUUUUUUUAGGAGACUUCCUUCUUUUUCUGAUCAGAUUAUGUGAUGAUCAAGAUAUGUAGUAGCUUAUUGCUUUAAUUACUUUAAUUAAUUUAUGUAGUUUAAAUAAUUCUUAAUAAGAUACUGUUUUUUUAAUGUGUUUAUGUUUUGUUAUGUAUAUAUCAUCAAUAUUGAGUAGUGUUUGU